CAUUGCAUUGUAUUCUCAUCAGGAUGCGUUUGUCGAUAAUACUCGAAUUACUUUUAAUUUUUUUACUCAUAGCAUUCGCUGCCUACGCUCGAGUCAUUGAUUCAAGCAGUCAAGUUGCUUUGAGAAAAUUGAGCACAAGCCAUGUCUCGACGCCUAUUUCUUUGAAACAAGCAGCUGAAAAUGUCAAUAAAUACUGCGUUUGCAACGAAAAUAUUUGCAACUGCUGCCGAGAUUUUCAUAUUCCCCUUGUACAAUUAUCAGGACCAGGUUGUGCAUCGCUUCAGUACCUCCAAGACAAUAAAUUAGCAAUGCAGUUAAGCAUCGGAGAUAAUAUUCUAUCGAGUAACGUUAUCAAUGGUAACAAUCCUAAGCCGGUGUGCGUCAAUCUACCAGGCGGAUUUUCGAAAUUUUGCGGUAAAAUUUACUCGAUUAAGAAAGAAGCUGACAAACAUUUCAAAGCUUGCCUUGGUCUCGAAUUGAGAUCUGCAUCUGAAUUGGAAGCUAGUUUGAGAGUCAGCUGUUUUCGUUUCGGUCCAGAUGGGCUGAAACUUCGACCAGCUGAACCACUUCCGCCAACGUUUUCUAUACCGUCUAGCAAUACCGAUGAUGAUUACGACGAUAUUUUUAGCUUAGAUGAUGACGACGAAGACGAUGAUGAUGAUGACGAAGAAGCUGAAAAUAACGAUCCUGAAAAAGUAUCUCAAACUUCCAGUAGCUCUUCGACUGCUGAACAGCAGAAUCAGGAUCAAGGAGUAGACGAAGAAGAUGAUGAUGACGAUCUUCUUGGAUUAAGUGCUCUUCUUGACAUUUUCGCCGGUGACGACGAUGCUACUACCAAUAAAAAACCAAAACCAACAUCGUCAACUUCUUUACCAGCAUCUUUUACCAUUCCCAUUCUGGCAUUUACAACUACUUCGAGUGCACCUCUUGUAACGACUACUCCUUCUAUUUUAAAUAAAGGAACACCUGCGGAUGUAUUAGCUUCGCGCCCGCAUUCGACGACUUCGUCAAUUUUAGAAUACAAUAGUCAAAAAAUAUCUACUGAAAAGACCGUUGAAAUGACCACCGAUGCAACUGUUUUGAAUGAUGAAAGUAUCAAUGCAGAUGCCAUGAAAAUUUCGCAGGAAGAUGAAAGUCAAAGUACUGGUAUGGGAACCACUGAAAAAAAUGACGUAUCUUUAGACAGAAAAAAAGUAAUAAAUGGUCCACAUGACAAGAAGUCCAAACUAAACUCUACGGAAAUAAAACAGACAGAUAAAAAAAACGUUGGUACGAAACUUCAUAGUAUUACUAAAGUUAACAAGCUUGGAACUACGCAGCAAGUAAUUGCUGCUGAUAGCACUGAGAUAGAUAAUAGUUCUGAAUCUAUAUAUGACGAUGAAAACGAUGACGAUGAUAAUCAUGAUCAAGCUAGCGAUGAAAAUAACAGUGAUAUAAAACAAACUGAAGCGACAAAUGAAAAUGAUAAAACUGUUAAUACAGAAAAUACAGGUGCAUCAGAUAUCGAUUAUGAUCAGAGCUAUGAAGAAAGUGAUGAAGAUGAAGAUGCAGAUGUUGAAGUUAUGAGCACGCUAUUAGAGGACGAAAUAAGUACGGAAAAAAACGAUUACCAUAAAGAUAAAGUAAAAACUAAUAAAAUCAAAUUGAAGAAAGAACAAGCUGCACCUACAAGAAAUUCGUGA
Messenger RNA from Phymastichus coffea, 1682 nucleotides. RefSeq names its product myb-like protein O. Lineage: Eukaryota; Metazoa; Arthropoda; Insecta; Hymenoptera; Eulophidae. The transcript is spliced from 6 exons. The record is from RefSeq and is a predicted model, not a curated record. Bases 24 to 1682 code for a protein of 552 amino acids.